Messenger RNA from Manacus vitellinus (golden-collared manakin), 4816 nucleotides. RefSeq names its product ring finger protein 10 (gene RNF10). The record is from RefSeq and is a predicted model, not a curated record. Gene Ontology annotation, molecular function: transcription cis-regulatory region binding. Gene Ontology annotation, biological process: positive regulation of transcription by RNA polymerase II; positive regulation of myelination. The transcript is spliced from 17 exons. Lineage: Eukaryota; Metazoa; Chordata; Aves; Passeriformes; Pipridae. Bases 1 to 2562 code for a protein of 853 amino acids.
AUGAAGGGGCCGAGGUGCCGCGCUGCGGCCGCCCCGCCGGUCGCCCGCGGGCAUGAGCCUGGGACCCGCCGGCUCCGCCGCGCCGUGUGCACCCGCCCUGGGCCGCCGCUCGCGCCGGGGCGCCAGUUGUGCUGCAGGCCGCCCGGCGCACCCCCGCCCGCCCCCGCUGGACAGAGCAGCCCUGCGGCUCCGGCCCCGGACCCUCGACCGGCAGCAAAGGCCAGCAGCCGGGCGGUCGCCUCGGCCGGGGCCGCCGCGGGGGAGUCUAGCCACGCAUUUGGAACCCGGAAGGGGCUCCGGAGGGAGGGAGGGGAUGGAAAGAAUGCGAGUGGAUCCAAACAGCGUUAUAAUCGUAAAAGAGAAACUUCAUAUUCAAAAAAUGAGAACUUUUGCAGUCAGUCCCGUCGCUCCAAUUCACAGAAAAGCAAAGCUUUUAACAAGAUGCCCCCUCAAAGGGGAGGCAGCGGCGGAAGUGGCAAACCUUUUAGCUCUUCUAAUGGUGGGAGACGAGAUGAGGUAGCAGAGGCUCAACGGGCAGAGUUCAGCCCUGCCCAAUUCUCUGGCCCCAAGAAGAUAAAUCUGAACCACUUACUGAACUUCACUUUUGAACCCCGUGGCCAAGCAGGACAUUUUGAUGGGAAUGGACAUGGCAACUGGGGGAAAAGGAACAAGUGGGGACAUAAACCGUUCAACAAGGAGCUUUUCCUACAGGCCAACUGCCAGUUUGUUGUCUCUGAAGAACAGGACUACACAGUCCACUUUGCUGAUCCAGAUACCUUGGUCAACUGGGACUUUGUGGAGCAAGUGCGAAUCUGUAGCCAUGAAGUGCCCUCUUGCCCAAUAUGUUUGUACCCACCAACCGCAGCCAAGAUCACCCGCUGUGGGCACAUCUUCUGCUGGGCAUGUAUCCUUCACUAUCUCUCCUUGAGCGAAAAGACCUGGAGUAAGUGUCCUAUUUGUUAUGGCUCUGUUCACAAGAAGGAUCUCAAGAGUGUUGUUGCUAUGGAGACACGCCAGUAUGCAAUUGGUGAUACCAUUACCAUGCAACUUAUGAGAAGGGAGAAAGGUGUUCUGAUAGCACUGCCCAAGUCUCAGUGGAUGAAUGUGGUGCAGCCUGUUUACAUCAGAGAUGACCAGCACAGCCAGUAUUCAAAGCUGCUUCUGGCAUCCAGGGAGCAGGUCUUGCAGCUGGUGAUUCUGGAGGAGAAAGCAGCAUUACUGAAACAGUAUGAGGAAGAAAAGCACACCCCAGAAGCUUGCUUUAUUGAGGCAGCUAUCCAGGAGCUGAAGGAGCGAGAAACAGCACUCUCUGCUGACCAGGAUAAAAACAAUGGCAUUGCUGGAAUCAGUGCAGCUGUGGAAGAAUUGGUCCUAGAAAGCUCCAAGGCUGUGGAGCCUGCAGUUACCCAAGAGAAAAAGUGUGGUGUGGAAUAUCUCUCUGCAUUUGAUGAGGAGCUUGUGGAGCCUUGCUCUGACCUGGCAAGUUCCUUUUCGCCUCCUGUGGAAGUAGAAGAGGCAGUGCUGGAUGAAGAGGAAGUACCUGAGGUGGACACUGUGGGGGAACCUGAUACUAACACUACGGAAGAAUCAAAUCCAGCUGAAACAAGUUACCAAGACUCUAAAGAUACAGUUAGCUCUGGACAUCUUGGCAACUCUCCUUUUUACUAUUUUUAUCAAGCGGAGGACGGGCAGUGCAUGUACCUUCACCCGGUGAAUGUUCGGUGCCUGGUCCGGGAGUACGGCAGCUUGGAGAAGAGCCCCGAGAAGAUAACUGCAGCUGUAGUGGAGAUAACUGGCUACUCAAUGACAGAGGAUAUAAGACAACGUCAUCGCUACCUCUGUCACUUGCCCCUCACCUGUGAGUUCAGCAUUUGUGAACUGGCUCUGAAGCCACCUGUCAUCUCUAAGGAGACUUUGGAGUUGUUUUCAGAUGACCUUGAGAAGAGGAAACGCCUGCGGCAGAAGAAAGCUCGCGAUGAGCGACGGCGCGAACGCAGAAUUGAGAUGGAAGAGAACAAGAAACAGGGCAAAUAUCCAGAGGUCCAUAUUGCUUUAGAGAAUCUGCAGCAGUUCCCUGCUUUUACUUCUUGCCCUGGAGAAACUACCAGCAUUGAUCAUCAGAGCUUCUGUCAGUCUCCUCUUGGCAGAAGCCCUGUGUUUCAGACAGAGUCUCUUCCAGCUCCAUUGUCACCUGCUGCCAGCCAGAUCAGCCCAUUGCUCUGUGGGAGUUUGGAAGAAGAGUCUCCCUUCCCUUCCUUUGCCCAGAUGUUGAGAGUUGGAAAGGCAAAACCAGAAACAUGGCCUAAACCUGUUCCAAAGACAAGAGAUGAGAACACUCUGGCACUCCCUGUGCCCGUGGACAGUGAUGGAGAAAGCGACAGCUCUGACCGCAUCCCUGUGCCCAGCUUCCAGAAUUCCUUCAGCCAAGCCAUUGAGGCAGCCCUCCUGAAACUGGACAAACCGUCCACGGCUGAUCAUCUGUCAGAGGAAAAGGGAGGCAAGAAAAGAAAGAAACAGAAGCAGAAGCUAUUGUUCAGCACCUCUGUUGUUCACACAAAGUGAUUCUGCUAUUCAAGAGAAGUUUCCUCUCCUGAUUUUCUUUUAAUUUUGCUUUGUUUUGCUGCUAUAGUUUUAAGUAUUUAAAUUUGAACAGCCUAAACUUGUGUUUCCAGAGCUUCUAGGGGCUUCAGAAGGAAACCAUGACUAUAUGUGUUGAAGUAACAUGUUUUGAUUCCAACUGCUUAAUGAAUUUAUACUGAAACAGAGUUUUGAAAGUAACAACCCAGAGACAAAUCCACCAAGGCUUCUAAUUGCCGAGUCAGUUCUUUGGCCUGAUAAGCAGUUUGAAAAUCUUUACAGCUGUGUAGCACUGCCAAAGUACUGCAAUAUUACCCAAGAGAAAGGGCAGAGAGCCUUUAUUUCCCUGUAGUUAAUUAUUCAUGGACAGAAGUCCAUCUGACUGACAGUGGUGCUGUUUCAGUAAAGCUGUCAAACUGCUCUCUUGAGAAACUGGUUUUGGCUGCACUGGAAACAGGCAAAAGAGCUUACUGGCUUUAGAGUGUUAGCUGCUAUAUCUGUUCUGUUUCUAAAGAGCAAGAAUUCCUCCUGUUCUCCUGGCUUGGAAAGAUUUAAAGCUGAGGUGAGUGAGUGUAAAGCAGAACUUGGCUACUUGGUUUUGAAGUGAUUCAGUGAAUUUGUGUAUUUCAAAAUGGCACUAGUGGUAGGAGGAACCUCCUGGCUUCUCUCAGUUGUUCAGCUCUGUUUUAAUGUGGGUGAGUGAGGCUGCUAAUUUUUUUUUAUUUUAUUUUUGUUUUUUGGCAAUUACACAUUCUUUGUAACCUGGUCAUAUAGAACAAACGCUCCCCCCUAGGACUUUUGGUAACACCUGAAUGAUGGUUUGACACUGGCUGCUCUUGAGUUGGAAGAACAACUGAUAGCUGAAGUCUGUAGAUAACUUUUUAUACCCCAGAAAUAAACUGGGGUUCUCUUGUACUGGGAUAAGGGCCUGUAUCUGCUUGGUUCUGGGAUGUAAAUUGAUGUGUGCUACAAACACGCCUCUUCUGGACCCCUCCCCGCUCUUUCUUUGGGUGGUCACAUUCUGCACUGCUUGUGGUUUGAUUUGAGCUCAUGAGUUAAGUGGUGUGGAUUUUGUUGAAUAAAAUGAACUCUAGGUGUAAUGUACCAGUCAAGGCCAGCAGUUGCAAUAAAUCAUAUGCACAUGCACUUCAGAGUACUAAACCCUUCCUCCUCAGCUGCAGCUGACCUGUCAGACCAGCCUGGAGCCCUAGAAAACUUAGUUCACAGAUUCAAAUUUUACCUUCCUGCUGACAAGAAUUAAUUCCAGAGAGCUGUAUAAAGUACCACUAAACUUACAGUGGCAGCCUGAGUGUCUUCUGUUGUCUUUGGCCCCACUUGUACCGGUGGUCUGCCUGCACUCCUACAGGCUUUAGCAUGCUCUUUUCCUCACACCGUGAGGAAAGUGUGUGUCUGAGGCUCCUGGAGUCAGGUAUUCCAACACCACUGGCAGUCACUGGUUGUGUCCCUGUUUGAAAGGCUGAUGUCAAUACAUGGAUGCUCAAUUCCAAAGCAACAGGCUCCACAUUACACCAGUGCUUCCUUGAGGCACAUGUGCCUCAUGGGAGGCUGCUACCAAAGAGUGCACAUCACAAAACUCAAGUGGCCGUAAACCAGAAGGAACAGGAGAGAGGGGAGGUAAAGAAUACUUCAGCUGCUGCAGGAGGAUAGAGGGAACACCUGCCAAACAUUCUUUGAAAGUAGCUUGACUUCACGCUUGGUCACAACUAACCACACUUGAUGGAAAGACAGUACAGCUUGUCAGGGACUGCAAAGAAACUAAGACAAGAUGCCUGGAAGUGGUAAUACAUCUUGCUGUCAGUGCUUUAAAUGCAUAUUGGAAAACAGUUGGUGAGGGCAGAGAAAGCAACUAAGCCAUUCAAAUAUGCAGUUAACUGUGUUCACAGUGUGUCAUUUUAAGCCAUGGAACAGGAGUAACUUAGUGUCUAACCAGUAUCUGUUGUGUUCUAUUAUCUCUGCACAUUUAUAGUCAACUUUUCUUUGCAUUGGGAAGAGAGACAGAAUAGCUGGAGCUGGUGUGAGUCACCUCCACAUGUCACAGGCACUAGGACAAGGGAAGUGAUGCGAGCAAGGCAGGCUGUCCCUUCUGCAGGGGCAGUCUCCAUAGGGACAGUGUCUUCAAUUGUAUCUUGUUUUCCUAUGGAUUCGAGAUAAUACCAGCAACGCUACUUUCCUGUAACUGAUUGGUGUAAACUUAAUAAAUAUCUAAGCAGUACUUGUA